AUGGAGAAAAUGUCAGUGUCAGCAUUCCUGCUUCUUGUGGCCCUCUCCUAUACUCUGGCCAAAGACACCACCGUGAAAGCUGGAGCCAAAAAGGACUCUAAGCCCAAACUGCCCCAGACCCUCUCCAGAGGUUGGGGCGAUCAACUCAUCUGGACUCAGACUUAUGAAGAAGCCCUAUACAAAUCCAAGACUAGCAACAGACCCUUGAUGAUAAUUCACCACCUGGACGAAUGCCCACACAGUCAAGCUUUAAAGAAAGUGUUUGCUGAAAGUAAGGAAAUCCAGAAAUUGGCGGACCAGUUUGUUCUCCUCAACCUGGUUUAUGAAACGACAGACAAGCACCUCUCUCCCGAUGGCCAGUAUGUCCCCAGAAUUCUGUUUGUGGACCCAUCCCUGACAGUGAGGGCAGACAUCACUGGAAGAUACUCAAACCGUCUCUACGCUUACGAACCUUCUGACACUGCUCUGUUGCUGGACAACAUGAAGAAAGCACUCAAGCUGCUGAAGACAGAAUUGUAG
This is a messenger RNA of Arvicola amphibius (Eurasian water vole), 519 nucleotides long. It is a transcript of the gene Agr2, whose product is annotated as anterior gradient 2, protein disulphide isomerase family member. Gene Ontology annotation, molecular function: dystroglycan binding. Gene Ontology annotation, cellular component: endoplasmic reticulum. The record is from RefSeq and is a predicted model, not a curated record. Bases 1 to 519 code for a protein of 172 amino acids. The transcript has 7 exons. NCBI's taxonomy places the organism in Eukaryota, Metazoa, Chordata, Mammalia, Rodentia, Cricetidae.